GUGGGCCGGUCCCUUUGCUAACUCAAUAUCUUUUGAGGCAUGUUAGAGCUGUGGCUUCUGUUAUCUCCUUCAGGCCUCAGAGAAACACUGAGACCCAUGCCAUCCUACGAAAACUGUAAAUAUGGAUUUAAUUGAGAAGACUAUCUAAACAAGACAUCAUCAACAAGUGAAAAAGAAGUGCCUCACAAUGAAGACAGAGGGAUCAGUGACAUCCUUCCAAGACAGGCCGAUACCUCGAUGGAGUCUGGGUUCCAGCUCUGGACUGCAUUAUGGGUCCUUUGUAAACAGCCUGGCAUCACUUACACCAGAUGCAAAGGAAAAACCAGCCAUAUCACCCAGACAGGCCCAUAUAGCUGUAGCUGUGCUUUGCUACAUCAACUUGCUCAACUACAUGGAACGGUACACAAUAGCAGGUGUCCUCUUCAACAUUCAGAAGUUCUUUGACAUAAGUGACAGUACAGCUGGACUUCUACAAACAGUUUUCAUCUGCAGUUUCUUACUUUUGGCCCCUCUCUUUGGUUACCUUGGUGACCGCUACAACCGGAAAUACAUCAUGAUUGGUGGUUUGAGUGUGUGGCUGGUUACUGCAGCUGCCAGUUCUUUUGUGACUGACUCGUCCUUCUGGCUUCUGGUGUUGUUGCGAGGCAUGGUUGGGGUAGGAGAGGCCAGCUACUCCACCCUGGCUCCCACCAUCAUCGGUGACCUCUUUACUGGUGGCAAACGGAGCGUCAUGAUUUGUGUCUUCUAUGUCUUUAUCCCCGUUGGAAGUGGUCUUGGCUACAUAGUAGGGGCAGGGUGUGCUACUCUCACAGGGGACUGGCGCUGGGCUCUCAGGAUCACUCCCAUCUUGGGAUUAGUUGGACUUGUCUUGCUGGUUUUGUUAUGCCCUAACCCUGCCAGAGGUGCUGCAGAAACCCACGGAGAGGGAGUUACAGAGCAGAGCUCUUACCUGGAGGACAUCAAGUAUCUUCUGAAAAAUAAGAGCUAUGUGUUGUCAUCAUGUGGAGUGACAGCUAUGGCCUUCCUCACCGGAGCCCUGGCUUUCUGGAUGCCUACUUUUCUGUCCAGAGCUCAGGUCACCCAGGGAAUCCGGGAACCUUGCCAAAAAGAGCCCUGUGACCCCACAGACAGUUUAAUCUUUGGUGCUGUGACGGUGGUGACGGGUAUUGCGGGAGGGAGUCUUGGCACCACUUUAUCCAGAUGGUUUAGGGAUAAGGUGCCAAAUGCAGACCCACUCAUCUGUGCAGUGGGCAUGCUGGGAUCGGCCCCUUGUCUCUUUAUCACCAUAUUUGUGGCAUCAGCAAGCAUUCCUGCCACUUAUGUAUUCAUUUUCUUAGGUGAAUUAUUGCUGUCACUGAACUGGGCUGUUCUUGCUGAUAUCCUGCUGUAUGUUGUUAUACCAACUAAAAGGGCCACAGCUGAGGCUCUUCAGAUCACAGUCCUUCAUCUCCUGGGUGAUGCUGGGAGUCCCUACCUAUUAGGAGCGAUCUCUGAUGCUAUAAAUAAAUCUAAACCUGCAACUCCUGGUGCGAGCUUCCGCAGUCUGAAGUACAGCCUCCUGGCCUGCCCGACUGUUGGAAUCCUGGGUGGACUGUUUUUCCUCCUGACUUCCCGCUACAUCACUGAAGACAGGAAUCGAGUUCAGAGAUUAUUAGAAGAUCCCCCACAAGAGCAGGGUCCUGCACCUGAGCCAUCCAUGGAAAUGAGCAACAAGAGUAAUGAGUAAAGCUGGACAAAAGCAACCAUGCAGUUAAGUUAUUAAAUAUUUGAAGUUAAGCUUAAAAAAUAAAAAUAAAUACUGGUGUGGAGAGAUGAAUGUUGGAGCUGACCUAAAAGGGGGUCUUAUUAAUUCACACUGUAAGAUCAUUAAAUGCCUUUUUGAAAAUGUUUAAAAAUGUUUGUUGUACAGUUGAAGUCAAAUCAGUUUUAUUUAUGUUGCACUAAAUCAUAAAUUUGAUUUAAAGGGUUGUACAAUGUGAACAACCAAAAAGUCCAAGCUCGUUUUUCUCAUAACAGAGUGUUUUCAUAGUGUUAGCAAGGCUACCUGUACUGUUACAUUAUGACAGUUGUACCUCCCAAUCACCAUGCAGUACUUGAAAAGUAAAUGGUUAUGUUUUGCAAAUGUUACACAAAUGUUUUUUUGUUUUUAACAUUUCAAUAAAUUUACAGGCAAGAA
This is a messenger RNA of Lates calcarifer (barramundi perch), 2176 nucleotides long. RefSeq names its product SPNS lysolipid transporter 3, sphingosine-1-phosphate (putative) (gene spns3). The coding region runs from base 188 to 1726 and encodes 512 amino acids. Lineage: Eukaryota; Metazoa; Chordata; Actinopteri; Centropomidae. The transcript is spliced from 13 exons. Gene Ontology annotation, cellular component: membrane. The record is from RefSeq and is a predicted model, not a curated record. Gene Ontology annotation, molecular function: transmembrane transporter activity. Gene Ontology annotation, biological process: transmembrane transport.